CGCCGGCAGAUCCGUUCUCGUGCAAAGCUGAUUGUUGUUGAAAGCCGAGCGAUUCUGCUCUCUGCCGAAAUGGCCGUGUGAACUGCAGCCUGUAGACAGCGCGCAAACAACUCAGUGCAUCAACAUAGUGCACUGGUUCAGUACAUUUAUAGCAAAAUGGCGUCCUUUGUGACAACUCUGAUCUUUGCUGCACCCGACAGCACAAAAUUAUUUGAGUUCUCCGUAGAAGAUUCUUUGAUUCCACUUGAAAUAGACAGCCAUGUCUUUGAUGAGCUCACGGUUUGGCCUGGACGAUAUGGAGGUCCUUCUCUGGGACCCAUCAUCACCGAUGGCUGACCCUCUGCGGUCAAUUCUAGAUAAAGAUGAAGAGGUUCUUCCUCUUGGAGGUGCUGAAUCACCCCUCUCAUCUUUCUCUUCCUCUUCACUUCCCUCUCUUUCCCCACCUUGUACUCCUCCCUCCCCUCAGAGGGGGGAGAAGGCUGGGCUUGGUCCGGUGUCUCUGCCCUGGUUACCCUCAGAUGAGCUGUGCCUAGAUAAUCAUGGCGCAGACAGUGGUGAAGAUCAUUCAUUUAGUGAAAUGGAUUGGAUGACAGAACGAAUUGAUCUGAGUGAGUUUGAUCUGGAGUCUUUGAUAGACUCUUAUGAUUCUGAGGAUCCACCCAGUUCUCCUGAGGAGCUCAUUGCUUCUCUGGAGUCACAGAUUGACCUGGAGUCCCAGCCUGUAGCUUCUGACAAUACUUCACCCUCUCCAUCAGCCUCUGUCCCUGAAAUCGAUCAACUCUCCGAACCUUCAUUGACUUUGAAUACUCCAGUUACUACACAUCUCAUUCCCCCAUCACCUAGUGAAAUCUCAGAUUCCUCCUCAGUGGUCCCUGAGCCCCAGGCUGAGUUUGAAAUUAAGUCUGAACCGGCCUCUCCAGUCCCAUCACCUUCAGUCCUUCCCCCUGAGUCCCCUACUGACACUCUUGAGCUUGGUUGCGAGGUGGACAUAGCAGAAGUUCAAAGUCCAUCCCCUGUAGAGUUGCGGGUCCCUAAAUUUGUCCUCUCUUUGUCCCCGACCCGCAUUGUUUUUGUACUUGCUCCCAAAGAGGAGGUUAAUGCAAUGGCUACCCAUUCAGGUGAGGUGGUUGUGGAAAGUUCCCCAAGUCCAACCUCCUCUGAACCACAAACCCCAUCCUCUCCUCCGUCCCGCUCUUCUAGAGCAAAGCCCUACCUUACCCACGAUUCUAAGACCACAAAAAAUCAGCAGUCAGAGUCGCCUACCCUUACAGGACGAGUGAAGUCAGUCAGUGGCUCAAAGGUUGUGGUUGAGAAGAAAAAGCUGAAGAAAAUGGAACAGAACAAGACUGCGGCAACUCGCUACAGACAGAAAAAGCGUGCAGAGCAAGAGUUGCUCCUGUCAGAAUGUGCAGUGCUCGAGGAGAGAAAUCAAGAGCUGGCAGAAAAAGCGGAGUCUCUCACAAAGGAGAUCCAGUACCUGAAAGAGCUAAUGGAAGAAGUCAAGAGGGCAAGAGAGAACAGAAGUACGAGAUUAUAGAUGGACUCAGAAGCUGAGCAAAAUAGACUGUUUUAGCAUAGCCUGAAGUGCAGAAUGCUAGCAAUGUUGGUCCUAAAAGAAAGUAUUAUUUGAAGAGUUGAAAAAAACUGUUUUGAUUUCUACCCCAGUUUCUAAGUAGAAAUGCUUUCUUUUAGCAUGUCAUCUAUCAACAGAGCUUUAUGUAUUUUUUAGUCUUGUGUAUCUUAUCGUAUGCACUGUAUUCUAAUAUAAUACACUGUAUUAAUCUUUUGUCUUGAAAUGAUGCUGUACAAAUGCUUGGUAUUUAACCUUUCCUACCGAUUUUAUUAAUAGAAAUUGUUUGGUGUACUUGUACUAAAUUAUCUAUUUAGGAAUUUUGUUUUUGUAUGGACCUCUCACUGCAUAUCACCCAGCUUGAACCUUGUAUGUAUAUUAAACCUUCAUAAAAAUUA
Danio aesculapii is the source of this 1968-nucleotide messenger RNA. RefSeq names its product activating transcription factor 4b (gene atf4b). Gene Ontology annotation, molecular function: DNA-binding transcription activator activity, RNA polymerase II-specific; RNA polymerase II transcription regulatory region sequence-specific DNA binding. Gene Ontology annotation, biological process: regulation of transcription by RNA polymerase II. The record is from RefSeq and is a predicted model, not a curated record. Bases 260 to 1537 code for a protein of 425 amino acids. The transcript is spliced from 3 exons. Lineage: Eukaryota; Metazoa; Chordata; Actinopteri; Cypriniformes; Danionidae. Gene Ontology annotation, cellular component: ATF1-ATF4 transcription factor complex; ATF4-CREB1 transcription factor complex; nucleus.